Schistosoma turkestanicum is the source of this 2035-nucleotide messenger RNA. Lineage: Eukaryota; Metazoa; Platyhelminthes; Trematoda; Strigeidida; Schistosomatidae. The record is from the annotation of a GenBank genome assembly.
UUUACGUUUUUUUAGCUUAGUGUUUUCGUGUCAUUUGAAGAUUUGUCUAACGAUCUAGUUUUGAUCCUGUAGUUGAUCUGUUAAUUCUUAAUAAUCAGUUUCAAUUGACAGAUUAUUGGUGACAUUCGAUUACUUUUAGCAUAUUCACGGGAUAAAAAUGGAUAAUCUUUUACAAGAAAAUCAUAGUCUGUUAAAGAAAUUAGAAUUGAAAAAAGAAAUGGAAGCAGCUUAUCUUGAUGAAAUUGAACAACUUCGAUCAGUAAUUACUCGAUUACAACAAGAAAAAACACCACUUACCACUGCACGUGUUGAUGACAAUUCUUCAUUGUUAUAUAAUCUAGAAAGUCGUCUUGAAAAAUCAGAAGAAAAAGUUGUAUCACUUACUAAAGAGCUUGAUUUAGCUAAAAAACGUGAAGCUGAUUUGUUGGAACAGUUAAAUAGUUUUGUUAAUAAAAUGGAUAGUAUUUCUGAAAGUUCUAUCACUGUUCCUGAAUCACAUAAUGCUUUAUUGGAGGAAAUUAAUCGAUUGAAAGAGGAGUUGUCCAGUCAAGAAACUUCUAGUCGUCUUGAACAAUCAAAAUUAACUCGUCAAAUUCAAGAAUCCGAAGAGGAUCGACAAAAUUUACAAGAUUAUAUUAUCGAAUUAAAUCGUCAAUUAAAAGAUUGCCGUUUAGAAUUGAAUGAUACUCGAGCUCAAUUGGAAGCAUUGCAGAUUCAAUCAAACUCUACAGAAAGUACACGAGGCAAUUCAGUAUUUUCUGAAAUUGAAGAUCGACGUGUUCGUGCUGAACAGAUUGUUAUUAAACAAGGCGAACAAAUUAAUGAAUUAAAACUUCGUUUACGUCAAACAGAAGCUGAUGCAAAACGUAAAUUAACAGAAUCAAUUCAGAAAUUAGAAACAAGAUAUCGUGAUCGUGAUACAAAUUUCAUUGAUGAAUUAGUCGCUGAACGUGAACGUUUAAUGAAUGAAAAUACAAAAUUAAGUUAUCAAGUACAACAUUUGGAAGAAUUACAAUUGGAUCAAGAACGUGGAGCUUUGAAAAUAUCGAAAGCAUUCAAUUUAGAAGGUAAUUCACAAGAAAGUGUGAUAUCCAAUUUAGAACGUCGAGUUAAACAAUUGAAACGUGCUCAAGAACAAUCAACCGAAAUUAUUAAUGGACUACGUCAACGUUUACUUGAUUCUGGUCAAAUUAGACGUAAAUUACAAAAUGAAUUAUGGCAUAGUAUUGAUGAAAAUAAUGCAUUAUCUAUACAAAUUAAUGAACUUCGUAAACAACUGACUGAUUUACAUAGUGAAAAAAUUUCUGAUAAUUUGAAAGCAACUAAUAAUAAUAAUAAUAAUAUGGUGGGAUUGAACAGUAAACAAUCUAGUCCAUCACUUACAGAAAAACUCUCUAAACUUGAUGUAGAAAAUAUAGAUCCAGAUAAAUUAAAUACUAAUAACAAAUCCAAAUACAGUACAAAUCCAAUGAAACAAGAAAACCCCAUAGAAUUGUCAAAAUCUAUUCACAACAAACAGAAUCAUCCUACUGCUAGUCAAAGUAAAAAAGAUCUACCAACGAAUUGUGCUACUACUUAGGUAUAAGUUAUCUUUUCACACCGUUUUGGUAUUACAUCGUUGUUGUUCGUUGUAUAGCACACAAAUAGAAAUAAUAUUUGUAUAUUUACUUUCAAACUUACUUUAUAUUAUAAUUAUUUCAAUGUAAUUUAAGUUUUAUCUUGUGUUAUAUUAUUUUGGUGGAAUUGUAAAUAUAUACACUAUUCAAUUCCGAUGUUUAAACAAGUGAACACUGUUGCAGACACUAUAACACUUCCUUCUGUACAUCAGUAGAUGUUUUUGAUUGCAAUUUAGUAUUGGUUUUAAAUUAGAAUCCGGCAUUCUGUUUGAAGGUGGUCUCAUUUUUGAACAAUGUCAUAAUUCGUUGUUCAGUUGACGUGUGAAUGUUGGUGAAGCUGCACUAAUGAAUUGUGUACUUAAAACUGGAGACAAGAUAAUCAUUCAUGUAUCAACUAAUAAAUAUAUAUUAUGAGUGAG